This is a messenger RNA of Rhinolophus ferrumequinum (greater horseshoe bat), 1705 nucleotides long. RefSeq names its product POU class 4 homeobox 1 (gene POU4F1). Gene Ontology annotation, biological process: regulation of transcription by RNA polymerase II. Bases 233 to 1498 code for a protein of 421 amino acids. The transcript is spliced from 2 exons. NCBI's taxonomy places the organism in Eukaryota, Metazoa, Chordata, Mammalia, Chiroptera, Rhinolophidae. The record is from RefSeq and is a predicted model, not a curated record. Gene Ontology annotation, molecular function: DNA-binding transcription factor activity, RNA polymerase II-specific; RNA polymerase II cis-regulatory region sequence-specific DNA binding.
GAGCUCUUGGAGAACUGGGAUCGCGAGGCCGGUGCGCGGCGCUCUGCGCGGUCAAAGCGAGCGCGGGGCGGCAGCGGCGGCAGCAGGAGCGCAGCAGCCCCCCGCGCGGCCGCCGCUUCCGUGCCGCCAGCUGCGGCGGCUGCAGCCUGGGAAGCGAGGCCGGGAGAGCCGGCGUGCGCACUUUCCCGCGGACUUUCGGAGUGUUUGUGGAUUUACAUGCCAAGCCAUCAAGAUGAUGUCCAUGAACAGCAAGCAGCCUCACUUUGCCAUGCAUCCCACCCUCCCUGAGCACAAGUACCCGUCGUUGCACUCCAGCUCCGAGGCCAUCCGGCGGGCCUGCCUGCCCACGCCGCCGCUGCAGAGCAACCUCUUCGCCAGCCUAGACGAAACGCUGCUGGCGCGGGCCGAGGCGCUGGCGGCCGUGGACAUCGCCGUGUCCCAGGGCAAGAGCCACCCGUUCAAGCCGGACGCCACGUACCACACGAUGAACAGCGUGCCCUGCACGUCCACGUCCACCGUGCCGCUGGCGCACCACCACCACCACCACCACCAUCACCAGGCGCUCGAGCCGGGCGACCUGCUGGACCACAUCUCGUCGCCCUCCCUCGCGCUCAUGGCUGGCGCGGGCGGCGCGGGCGCGGCGGGCGGCGGCGGUGGUGCCCACGACGGUCCGGGGGGAGGUGGCGGCCCAGGGGGCGGCGGCGGCCCAGGCGGUGGCGGCCCGGGGGGCGGCGGCGGCGGCGGUGGCCCGGGGGGCGGUGGCGGCGGCCCCGGCAGCGGGCUGCUGGGCGGCUCGGCGCACCCGCAUCCGCACAUGCACGGCCUGGGCCACCUGUCGCACCCCGCGGCGGCGGCCGCCAUGAACAUGCCGUCGGGGCUGCCGCACCCAGGGCUGGUGGCGGCGGCGGCGCACCACGGCGCGGCGGCAGCGGCGGCAGCGGCAGCGGCCGGGCAGGUGGCGGCGGCGUCGGCGGCUGCGGCGGUGGUGGGCGCCGCGGGCCUGGCGUCCAUCUGCGACUCGGACACGGACCCGCGCGAGCUCGAGGCGUUCGCCGAGCGCUUCAAGCAGCGGCGCAUCAAGCUGGGCGUGACGCAGGCCGACGUGGGCUCGGCGCUGGCCAACCUCAAGAUCCCGGGCGUGGGCUCGCUCAGCCAGAGCACCAUCUGCAGGUUCGAGUCGCUCACGCUCUCGCACAACAACAUGAUCGCGCUCAAGCCCAUACUGCAGGCAUGGCUCGAGGAGGCCGAGGGUGCGCAGCGCGAGAAAAUGAACAAGCCGGAGCUCUUCAACGGCGGCGAGAAGAAGCGCAAGCGGACUUCCAUCGCAGCGCCUGAGAAGCGCUCCCUCGAGGCCUACUUCGCGGUACAACCUCGGCCCUCGUCUGAGAAGAUCGCCGCCAUCGCCGAGAAACUGGACCUCAAAAAGAACGUAGUGCGGGUGUGGUUUUGCAACCAGAGACAGAAGCAGAAGCGGAUGAAAUUCUCCGCCACUUACUGAGGGGGGUAGGAGGUGCCGGGUGGGACAGAGCGGGGAGCUGAAUGGGGCAUUGAGCGGGCUUUUCCCGGGCCUGCUUCCCCACCAGCCCAUUUGGAGUGUCGGUUAUCCUGCUUGCAUUAGGAGAGUUCUUCCUUUUGCGCUCUCUUCCGCCCCCUUUCUGCUCUCCCUGCCUUAAUCCUCCCCUAGCCUAGAAGACUAGGGUGUUGG